AUGAGCCCCGCCGGAGCUUUGAUAGUUUUCAUCGCCCUGUUUCCGCUACUCACCGCUGUAGAUGGUGCCCAAAACAACCAAACAGAAGCCGAUAACGAAUCUUUAAUGGACAAAGGUAGAACGUUCGUCAGGAACUCCCUGAAACGCUUCGCGGUACUCCUGCCGGUGGUUUUCUUCAAACUAGGCAUAGCCUUCGCGAUGCUGCUGCUGGUCACCGUCGUAUCGGUGAACAACGGCUUCAUAGGCUUCCUCCUGCUGGUGGUCGGCUUGAGCUCGGUGCUGGCGAGGCUGCAGGAAGCCAGGAAACAACCGCCGGUCGCACCUUACCUAAACCCGCUGCCUAUCUACCAGAACAGGUACGUCCAGGAUUGGGACAGGAAGGAUAACGACGACAGGAUAACCCAAGCUUACAGCAGGUUGUACGGUUACCCGCAACCGGGCGGUUAUUACAAGCAAAACUCGUUGGUCAGUUAG
Molecule: messenger RNA, 474 nt
Organism: Phyllotreta striolata
Lineage: Eukaryota; Metazoa; Arthropoda; Insecta; Coleoptera; Chrysomelidae
Source: the annotation of a GenBank genome assembly